UCAAAUCUAAGCAAGGAGCUUCAGUUUUGAAGCCAACGAAAAGAAUGAAUGGCGAUUGGUUCGAAUUGAGGUUGGAGAAGGGAAUAGAGGACGCAAUUUCUCGAACACGAUUCGCGCCCCACUCCAACAACCUUCUCAUAUCUUCUUGGGAUUCUACUCUUCGCCUCUACGACGUCGACGCAUCGCUCCUCCGACUUCAAGCUCCUUCGCAGGCUCCUCUUCUCGAUUGCUGCUUCCAAGACGACGUCGUUGCUUUCGCCGUCUCUUCAGAUGGAUUAAUCCGAAGGUAUGACUUGCAUUCAGGACUUGUUGAUACAGUGGGUUGUCACGAUGAUAUGGCAACAUGUAUUGGAUAUUCCAAUGAAACUUGUCAGUUGGUCACAUCUGGAUUUGACAAGAAGUUAUUGUUAUGGGACAUGCAUAUGGAAAAGGCUUCUUCGUGGCUGAGAAGUCUAGAGGCAGAGGUGAACUCCAUGUCUGUAUAUGGGUUUAAUCUUGUUGUAUCCAUUGGAGCAUCAGUGCAUGUUUAUGAUUUACGUAACUUUGACAAACCAGUUUUGUCAAAGGAAGCGUUCAAUGGAACACACUCAAGAUGUGUCAGUUCAAUUCCAAAUGCAGAAGGGUUUGCAGUUGGGUCUGUAGAUGGACGAGUAUCGCUGCAGAUUUCCUAUCCAUUCAGUUCAGAUGACAUUGGAUAUAUAUUCCGGUGUCAUCCAAAAUCAAAGGAUGGACGGCAUUACUUGGUAUCAGUGAAUGACAUUGCAUUCAGUCCACUUGUAUGUGGUAUUUUUGUUACUGGUGACAAUGAAGGUUAUGUUACCAUGUGGGAUGCUGGAAGUAAGAGAAGACUAAUGGAGCUGCCGAGGUGCUCAAAUAGUGUUGCAUCCUUGUCAUACAAUCACGUUGGAGAGCUUCUGGCUGUAGCAUCAAGCUUUACUUACCAAGAAGCAAAUGAAAUAGAAAAACCACCUAGUAUAUUCAUCCAUAAAGUGGACAACAUUGACAUGGGAUCGAUUUCUGCUGGAAGGAAAAGUUAAGCAUUUAUGGCUAUGCUUGCUAACGAAGGCAAGCGGUUAUUCCUUUGCAAUUUAUUUUUGAAACUGGAAUUUCUUAGGUUCUAUGUUGGCGUUUUUUCUUUCACUCAGUCAUUUGCCUGGUUUUCAUACUUUUUCUAACGUGAGAAACCUCCUUUGACGGAAUGAUCAUAAAAUGAUAUUCCCAUUGUAAAAAAUGCUUCAUCUGUACAAAUUCUCAGAAGAAGUGAGAUCGAAAAGGAUAAGUAGUUUAGGCAUGUUUUUCUUGUAUGCUGUGUUCGUUUGGACGGAUGCCACCGUUCUCACAUGUUUACGAAGACAGAUUGUAUAAAAUGCACGUAUUCUCUUUAGGUGAUUUGCGGCGAAAAGGGGAAGUGGAUUGUAGGAGUUAACAAUUAUUUCAUCCUUCUUGGGACUUAAAGAUUUGUUGGUGAUUAUUUCGUUUUACCA
Messenger RNA from Vigna unguiculata (cowpea), 1484 nucleotides. RefSeq names its product Transducin/WD40 repeat-like superfamily protein. The record is from RefSeq and is a predicted model, not a curated record. Lineage: Eukaryota; Viridiplantae; Streptophyta; Magnoliopsida; Fabales; Fabaceae. Gene Ontology annotation, molecular function: protein binding.